This is a messenger RNA of Gaeumannomyces tritici R3-111a-1, 884 nucleotides long. RefSeq lists its product as hypothetical. The record is from RefSeq and is a predicted model, not a curated record. The coding region runs from base 179 to 703 and encodes 174 amino acids. Lineage: Eukaryota; Fungi; Ascomycota; Sordariomycetes; Magnaporthales; Magnaporthaceae. The transcript has a single exon.
CGCGAACCGCACGCACGGCAGCAGGCGUUUGGCCGCAGCCCAUUUCCCGGACCGCCCGACAGCAAAUCAAAGCAGCACCAGCACAGGCACGGAACCAGCCAAGCGAGAAGAAGAAAAAUGAAGAGAAGCUGGGCAAUGGGGAGCACGAGCACAAUGUCUACACCGCACAAAAUUAUUCAUGCGUGUCAUGAUGGGGCCAAAUCUCGCGACAGCGCCGCCUGCCCUAGCCCGUCCAUGCACGCAUAACCGACGCCCAUCCAUGAGUCUGGGUCCAAUAAAAAGGGGGCUCUUGGGAGUGAUGUGGGCUCUUGACUUUUUCAUGUUCAACCGCGAUUUUGACUUUCGCGCAAAAGAGCAGUGGGCCCGACCUGGGUUGCCGGAUGGAGAAAGCGGGCAGACAUUUGUGAGGCCGCGCCGACGACGAGGGCCGAGUGACCACGAGACAGGAUGGAGAGUUGACAAUGAGGAAAAAUCGGACUCGGCACGUAACCGUAUCUGGGCCCCACCCGCGUGGUCCUGGUCCUGGCCCUGCGAGCCGACAGGAGGUGUCUCGACUCCGGAAUCGAGAUCUCAGAUCGCGGGCUCCCAGCAGGCCGACCGGCCACUUCCCCUCCCUACGGCACAUCAACACAACACGCAAGGAGAGAUGCUUGGCAGGUGUGUACCAAGUUGGGCAUCCAAGCCGGCCUGCCUACCUAGAUAGGCUACCAUGACAGCGGCCGCCAAAGACGGAGCGGGGCCCUGCACUUAGAAGCGCGUGCACCAGCAGAUACCGGCAGGCUCUACUCCCACACCAACGAGCAGGCUGGCUGGCUUGGUUGGCUGCUGCGGGGUUGUGAGCUGCAGCUCUCACAGUCACACCGCAACAAGCAACAUGUUUCCCC